GCCUGGUUACUGCUUAGCGAUAGUAGCAGUUGUUUUUUUUUGUGAUAAAGUGGCAAAUGUUUUUCUAUUAAUAUAUUUAUAAGAUUAAAAUGUCUUACGACAUGUAUAUGUUGGCAUUGGCAGCUUUAGGAGUGGUAGUGUUGUUCUUCUUCUUCUUGGACUUAAUAUGGAGCAUACUUCAGCUUAGUAGAGCCCUUUUAGCACCAUUUUUUAUACCAAAUGAAGAAACUUCCUUAGUAAAAAAAUACGGACAAUGGGCAUUGGUAACUGGUUCAACUGAUGGAGUGGGUAGGGCAUACGCUUUCGAGUUGGCUGAAAGAGGCAUUAACGUUGUUUUAGUCAGCAGAAACGAAGAAAAACUUCGGAAUACUGCCGGCGAAAUAGAGAGACAAUGCUCGGUCAAAACCAAAAUAAUCGUGGCAGAUUUUUCGCAUGGAUCAAAGGCUGUGGAGAAAGUCAAAGAAGAGUGUGGGAAGCUUCCUAUAGAUAUUUUAGUAAACAACGUGGGUAAACAAUACGAAUACCCGAUGUACCUCGGUGAAGUGCCAGAAAAAGAACUGGCGGACAUCAUCACCAUCAACGUAGGCGCUGUAACUCUCAUGACGAGGGCAUUCAUAGAUGACAUGAAGGAAAGAGGGCGUGGAGCGAUUGUCAACGUGUCUUCAGGUUCAGAAUUGCAACCGUUACCGCUAAUGACAGUGUAUGGAGCAACAAAGGCUUAUAUUAAAAGUUUCACUGCAGCUCUUCGCUACGAAUACGCAAAUGCAGGAAUAACAAUACAACAUUUGUCGCCAAUGUUUAUAAAUACAAAAAUGAACGCGUUCAGUAAUAGGCUACAGAUGUCUAGUACUCUUGUCCCCGAUGCUAAAAGUUACGCUAGGUAUGCUGUUAGUACUUUGGGCAAGAUGGACGAGUCUACAGGAUAUUGGUCUCAUGGAAUACAGUAUUUUUUUGCAUCCAUUCCUCCAGUCUGGAUAAGGAUGUAUAUUGGUGGACAAAUGAACAAAACGCUUCGUCAGGACUAUUUUACAGAAAAAGGAAUAAAGUCAAAAUAAAUUUUAGUUAGGAUAAUAAAUUUCGAUUUCAUCUUGCUAGUGUAACUUCUAGUCAUUUCUAUAGGGUGGUAAAAUUUUCCAACCCAUUUCUAUUUUUGUACGAUUGUGAAUAU
Brassicogethes aeneus is the source of this 1168-nucleotide messenger RNA. NCBI's taxonomy places the organism in Eukaryota, Metazoa, Arthropoda, Insecta, Coleoptera, Nitidulidae. The record is from the annotation of a GenBank genome assembly.